AUGCAGACUGGCGUCGAUUGCUGCUCCCGGGUUGAGGUCUUAGUCCGGAAUGCCGAUGCUUGCGCCCCUUGGUUGACAAAACAUCAGCUGUUGCAUGAUUACCACGGUGCAUACACGACAGCUCGGACUGUUGGCAAACAUGCCAUCUUCGAAUUCUCGAUGCAUAUCCAACGGAUGCUGGAUACAGCGACGGCCGUCCUCUGUCGCACAAGCGAGCUGCCAGAGGCGCCCGAGGCUCCUGCAAAGGCCCUGCGAUUCCUCGCGGGUGGCGUGCAGGCCCUACGGCCUGAGCUGGUGCGCGAGUGUCUGGCGGCCCUGAGAUAUCUGGACAGCCAAAGCAGCGAGCAGCCAUUGAUUGAAUACCAGGUCACGAUGCUUCUGACGUGUGACACGGUGGGAGAUCACACGCCUGAAAGAGGUUUUGACGUCUUUACCUUCGUGCAACCGUUACCUUAUGUCGAACCCAUGGUUAGAGUCGCGGCGCAUCCCGCAGAGAGGAGGAAUCCCACCAUCAAGGAUGUGCAGUGGGUGCAGGAUCGAGCAAGCUUGGAGGAGAUUCAGAGGGAAGCUGCGGUCAACGAGGUGAUCAUGUACGACAGCAGCGGCCAGAUCACGGAAGGCUUGCAGACCAACUUCUUCGCGGCGCUUGCGGACGGCUCCCUGCAGACGGCUCCGGAGGAGCGAGUGCUGGCGGGCACCGUGCGUAAGGUGGUGCUGGAGGUGGCUCGCGAGGAGGGCGUGACAGUCAGGUUGGAGUGUCCGAGAAUUGCGGAUGCAGAGCUCUGGGAGAGUUGCUUCAUUUGUUCCACCUCUCGCUUGGUGAAGCCGGUGCGCGAGCUCGUGGCACCAGACUGCACGAGGCAAUUUCCCGAAGCGUCCCUCGCACAUCGCAUCGAGGAGCUCGUCCUUCGAGCAGUUCAGGCGCACUCGGAGCCGCUCCAGCCUCACGCAGACGUUGACGCUGCCGAAGCCACCUCAUGCUGGGCGUACAGCGUCGGCGUCCUUUGGCCUUGGCUUUGGCUUGGAACCGCCCUCCUCCGCUCCCAAGAGGCGUGGGCCUGGGCCCAUGCAGGCGCCGCAUCUGCCGGAUCGGGAUCGGCCUUGGAAGGCGACACGGAGGAAGCAGAGGAGGCUGAGGGCCAGGGGAUGCCAAAGGUGAAGGAUGAAGGCGAGGAAGAGCCGAAGGAGGCCAUACCAGCCGGCGAGUUGGCCCGGAUGGUUUUGGUCACGACGGAGGAUGAGGAUUCUCAGACGUACGAGCAAGCGGGGGAGUCCUGCGAGUCCUUGGAAAAGAACGGCGACUCCUGGCAUCUUUGCUUCAAAGAUGAAGUCGAAAGGGACUGGAAGGAGUACAUGCUGAAAGCCAGCGGUGCUUAUGGAUUCCGUGCCUGGCUGGACGAGCGCAACUUCAGUGAAGCCGGCUGCAUCCACAACGGGAGGAGGACGGAAGCCAAUGCGGAGGGCCCGAAUUGGGCCUGCGGAUACCAGAAGGACAAGAAGUUCAACUCCCUGUGCUGUGUGGAUAUGGCCGAUGUCUCCGUAAGGACGGCCGGCAACAUGAAUGUCCAAAACUACAGCCAGGCAGAGGCGACGUGCACGGCCUACCGCAGCCACCUCUGUGACCAAGCGGAAGCGGAAUCCUUCGUUGCCAAUUUGGGACUUGGAUCGACCUGGGUCGCUUGGGGUGCCAAAGGCUGCACCCUGGAAGCAGCCAAAAAGAAUUGGACUUGUGGAGACGCCUCGACCCAAGCCAGCCAGUACGACGCCCUCUGUUGCCUUGACCAGGAUCCUUUAAAAGGCCUGUGGCCAAAUCAUCUGGGCGACGUUUGGAGCCUGCAGGACCGUGCGGACUGCUCAAACAAGCUGGCGAUUGCAGAUGGGGCCUGUGAGGACUUCAACGGUCAGCUCAGCGCCUGUGGCAGCAAGCUCGAGAACCGCAGCGGGCUGCUCGUCCACUGCGCCGUGGACGUUGCCAGCAGCACCUGUCGGACGAGCGCCGUCCGUCGGGGCUUGCAGCGCUGCAUCCUGGCAGCACGUUUCGGAGCAUCCGUAGCCGUGCAUGGCCCCCACAGUCAGAGUCAGGUAAUCGGCCGCAGCUGGUUCGCCCCUCCGUCCGCGUGCGCCGUUGGCCCCCGGGCGUUUGUCCGUUCGACCUGCGAGCGCUGGCACCCGGUGGGGGAACAGCUCGGCCAGCUCGGCCCGCGUACCGCCCAGGCGGUACUCGGGUGGCGCUUCUCGGCCCGCCGCCACACCUGCAGAGCCUGCACCCGCAUCAGCCUCCUCCGGCCGCAGCAGGAGCGGCAUGCUGGUGGAGGGCGGCGUGUGCGCUUCACGCCCACUGGCGAGGGAUGGGGCUUGCACGAGGUCGAGGACAGGGCAGCCUUGCCUCCGCUUUUGGAGGCUUUCAGCCCGGGGGGCACCUUCGACGUGGAGUUUUUGGAGGAGGCCUCGGCAUCCCAUGCGCUCGGUAGCAUGGACCGACAGGUCUUUCUCAGCGAGCUGCCUUUGCAGGAGUACGAUGAGGAGGCGCUCCGACACUGGCUGAAAGACUUUGGGGAGAUUCAGAACUUCGGCCUUCUCAAGGACGGGAACCUCCAGUGCACAGGAUGUGCCUAUGUCACCUUCACAGCCCAUGAGCAUGCCAUCCACUCGGAACUCCCCAAGACCUGCACCAUGCGACAGCCGCGAGAGAUCUCUGAGGCUGUGUCCUUGGUAGACACAUUGGCCGAAGAGGAUGGUGAGUUCAUCGAUAUCAAGGGCACAUGGUCACUGUCGGAGAAGAUGGUGCAGAAGACACAAGGACCGUUCAGAGGAGACACCAUCAUGUCUCUAGCAAACAGAUUGAGGGCGAUGCAAGAGAACCUCAAGUGCGACAAGAUCCUGAUUGGUGGGGACAGCUGGCCGUCAACCUCAGCAGAGGUGGUGGAACUCCUAGGGCGAAAACCCUACACGCAAGCCUUGUACAUCGUGGCCCGCACGACAAUCUCGAAGGACCCGCAGGAGUUUGCAAAUGUUCGCAGGACACUCUUGAAGCAACAGGAUCUCCUCAAGCAGAAGUUGAAGGCCAUCCUCACCCAAGCGACCAGUCAUCCCAUCAAGAAGGCCGUGAAAGUCUUUGCGUCUCUUCGCCCUUGCUUGGAGCCCGUUUCGAGCCAGGUGCAGACGCAGACGGUGCAAGCUCCCAAAGCACCGCCACAGCCCGCAGGCCCUCCGCCAGGGCAGCCAUUGUCCGUCGGCGGGUCCGACAUCGAUGUCGGGCCGACCACAGACCGUUUAUUCACCGCCAACAAUCGUCGUGCGCGGAAUUGCUGGGAGCUGGUGAAACUGAUCUUCACGGUCUUCGGUGGUGUGGCGGCCUUGCAGCUCGUGGAGGUCGAAAGGCACCGCUUUUGGGGAUGUGAGGAGACUUGGACUUGGCAGGACCCGAGUGGCCGCUUCGCCAGGGUGCAGCUGAAGACACCUGACAAGAUGCCCAAGGCUGUCGAACAGCUCAACAACACGCAGGUUGGAGAUGGCGAGCUGAUGGAGGAGUGUACUCUCACCUGCGUACUUCAAGGCUCUGGGCGACCGAGGCCACUGCAGGUGUUUGUGGAUGAGCUCGCAUUCGUGCUGCCGCCCGCUGCCACGGACUGCGAGCUCUACAUGCGCAACUUGCCCGUCGCGGAUUGCCUGGAGGAUGAUAUCAUGGAGUGGCUCAGCGGCUUUGGAGACGUGAAGGACCUCUACCUGCUCCGCAGCGUAGAGGACAACCAGCCGACGGGGCAGGCGGAGAAGCUGCGGCGCAGGACUGCCUCGAGGCGGGGACUUGCGGGGCGCGGCGGCGGGGACUUCCGGCUCAGCGGCUCCGCCGAGGCCAACUCGACGCCGGAGGACGCCGAAGAAGGGGACGUCAUCGGCUCCUGGCCCCGCAGCUCAGCCUUGGCAGAGAAAGCAAGGGAGGAGAGCACGGAUGGCACGCGAAGGUCCCAGAGCGAGAGGCUUCAGGCGCCUGGAGACGGCGGGGACCACGGCACGGCCGUGCUGGGCAGCAUCGACCAGAGCUUCUUGCAGUCCAUCGCCAAAUCGGCCAAGGUCAAGAGCCUUUGGCUGCUUGGGGAGGGCCGGGCGCCUGUGGGCGUGGGCCCGAAGGCCCCGAAGCCGCAGGCGAAGCAGCUGCACUUUGUCAGCGAUUGUCUGGAGGCAGAGUUGCCUGAACUCAAGGAGCAGCUGCAGAAGGCCUUGUUGGCCCAGCUCCAGGCUUGCAAGGCGAAAGAGAAAGAGGCCAAAGAGGCCAAAGAGGCCGAGCAAAAGGCCCAGCGGGCGGAGGAGGCCGAGAAGGCCGCGGCCGCGGCUGCGGCCGAGAAGGCUGCGGCCGCGGCGGCGGCCAAGAAGGAGGCGAGCGAGAAGCUGAAGCCAGGGAAGAGCAGCGGCCCCGGGCCCGGCGGCACGGCGUCGCAGGGGCCGCCGCCGGGAAUGUGGCAUCCGCCGUCCUACGGCUGGCAGAGACCUCCCGCUUCGGCCUGGGGCUGGCCCGCUCCAGCGGCAGCGGCGCCCGGCUGGGGUGUCACUGGGUCUGCCUGGGGCUGUCCAUGCGCUGGCGGUGCAGGUGCUGACGUGGCCUCCGCGGCUUCCUCAGCCAAGGAUUCGCCCCAAAAGUCGAAAGGCAAGCUGGACAAGGUGGCAGAGGGCGAGGCAUUGCUCGCACAGGGAAGGGAGCUGAAAGAACAGAAGCAGUACAAAAAGGCCCUGCAUCGCUUUACAAAAGGCGUGAAGAUCCUGGUCGAGCUGGUGCAGACCGAGGACGACGCGCAGCUGAAGCACAGAGUGAACGCCUACAUCGACGAGGCUUAUGAGCUGAAGAAGCUGGCCAACGAGAGCGCAGCGGUGGAGCAGAAGGAGAAGGAGCCAAAAGAGGAGCCGACGGAGGAGCCGAAGGCGAAGGAGGCGAGGAGCAAAGGGAAGCCGAGGCCCAAGGCCGACAAGGCGGCCGAAGCUUCGGUGGCUCCGGCGCCAGCGCCCGUCCCAGCGGCACCGGUCGUCAUCGCCGAGGAGCACCGACAGAAGUUGCGAGACGCCGAUGUGAUGUUCGAGGAGGGCGAGCGCCAGGAGGUCAAAGGGAACCUGGCCGAGGCACAGCGGCAAUAUGUGAAAGGGAGCCAGGUGGUGAUGCAGGUUAUUACCUUGGAGCAGUACAAGGGCAACGAUUUGCGGGAAAUCCUGGCUGCAAGGACCAAGGUGACAGACUACGUGAACCGAUCGGACAAGCUGGCAGAGCGGUUGCAGAGCAGGGAAAGCCGAAAGUCGGAGACCAGAAAGUCACGGAGCCGGAGGAGAAGGUCACCGGAGGAGAGACGCCGAUCCGGUGACCGCCGAGACAGGAGGGAGGAGCGCGAGACUCGUGAUCGCGAGCGUGGACGGGGCCGUUCAAGGGACCGGCGAGACGAUCGAAGGGAGGACCGAAGGGACGACCGACGUGAUGAUCGGCGGGAUGACCGGCGAGACGAGCGAGGGAGCUCUGCAGCAGGUCGCAGAACAGAUCGAAGCCGCAGCAGGGACCAGACGAGGGUUCGGCACUCCUCCUUCGAACGCAGUCACGACCGCAGUACACAG
Messenger RNA from Symbiodinium sp. CCMP2592, 5589 nucleotides. The record is from the annotation of a GenBank genome assembly. NCBI's taxonomy places the organism in Eukaryota, Dinophyceae, Suessiales, Symbiodiniaceae.